This is a messenger RNA of Penicillium maclennaniae, 723 nucleotides long. Its product is annotated as putative 2-haloalkanoic acid dehalogenase. The transcript has a single exon. Lineage: Eukaryota; Fungi; Ascomycota; Eurotiomycetes; Eurotiales; Aspergillaceae. The record is from RefSeq and is a predicted model, not a curated record. Bases 1 to 723 code for a protein of 240 amino acids.
AUGACGGGCCGAAAGCACGUGGUUUUUGACGUCGUUGGCACUUGUGUUUCAUUCGAUGCAUUCUACGACACUAUCAAUCGAGUCAUUGGAGACAGGCUUACUGCAAACAAUAUCACUGCACCAUUCUUCGGUUUCAGCUGGAUGACAGCCGCAGAGCUCGAGUUCACGUUCUUGUCCGUCUCCGCACGGCACAAGCCCUACAAGCAGGUCCUUGAAUCUCUGUUCUAUCGCACUCUCCACAUGGCAGGCAUUGCCGCACCCCGGGAAAUUGCGACAGAGGCAGAAAGGAAUCAGUGUGUUCAGGGCUACCCCGAGUUGCAACUGAGACCAGGGACGGAAAAGUGCUUCGAUAUACUCAGAAAAGGAGGGUUUACUGUGUGGUGUCUCACCACGGGAGAUAUCGAACGUGUCCAAGGCUAUUUUGAACGUGGAUGUGUCGACAUGCCUUCAGACAACAUAAUUAGCUGCGACACACAUGGCUUGGCAAAGCCCGCACUGACAGCAUAUAAGCCUACGUUUGACCGUUUCGCACCCGAGGACGACAAAUGGUUUGCAGCCGGGCACAUGUGGGAUGUUACUGCUGCUACCAAGGCCGGGUUCAGAGGAGCCUAUUGUACUGUGUACGAAAAGGAGAGCUGUUCGGAGAUUUUUGACGAGAUGAUGGACGUGACGGCUGAAACGUUACCCGAGAUGGCGGAAAAAAUCGUGGCGGCCUCAAGAUAG